Trichoderma harzianum CBS 226.95 is the source of this 1581-nucleotide messenger RNA. RefSeq lists its product as hypothetical. Lineage: Eukaryota; Fungi; Ascomycota; Sordariomycetes; Hypocreales; Hypocreaceae. The coding region runs from base 1 to 1581 and encodes 526 amino acids. Gene Ontology annotation, molecular function: GTP cyclohydrolase II activity. The transcript is spliced from 18 exons. Gene Ontology annotation, biological process: riboflavin biosynthetic process. The record is from RefSeq and is a predicted model, not a curated record.
AUGGCUGCAGAUGGACAGCAAGAUGGUGUCCUCGACACGCUUCGGGACAUCCAGCAAACCCAACAGCGCCUGCUGAGCUCGGUUGAAUCACUCACCAGUAAACUUGGUUCUUCUACCCUUGACCCUGCCUCCAAGCUGCCAGUGACCCCCCUGCUCUCUGAGAGUGUUAAGGACCCCAAGCAAAAGGAUGUUGAAGCUUCUGCGGACCUCCAAUCGUCCUUUGAGAAUGGAACGGUCCAGCCUAGUUCAGCUCUGUCUCCAAGCAGCCGAACAGGCUUUACAUCGCGAAUCGUGCUCACGACGUAUCCAAAGCAGAUUGGCAUUGAUCCUCUCCAGAUGGACUGGGGAAAUCCCGAUCCCCUGCAGCGAGGACCCGUAGUCGUUUCGAGAGCCGCGUCUACCAUUCGUCGCAGAAAUGGUUCGUUCCCCGUCGGAGGCUCGUACUCGAUCUACUAUGCGCUGGCUGUUGCCAGCAAAGAGCUAAACGCCGAUCAUAGACCUGAUUACACAAACACGGAGCCAGCUGCGAAGAUUGGACCGUUCCCCCAAUGGGGCGAUAAGAAGAAGAUUGUUGCCAUGGACCCUUGGGGUCACCUGGUUCCAUGGACCUUCAAGGACAUUAUGGAAAAGGAAAAUGUUGACAUGCGACCAACAAUUGCCAUUACCAAGGCUCACAUGAAGCUGCCCGAGCUCGAGGAAAGUGUGAAGAGCGGCCGACUAGUCCCCGACGGAAAAGUCUGCCUGAAUGAGCUUGGAGAAUUGGCUGUUACCAAGUUUGCCGUCGAACCAGUCUGGUACCUACCCGGUGUGGCAGAGAGAUUUGGAAUUGAUGAGGCCACUUUGCGACGAUCGCUGUUUGAACAUACAGGAGGAAGUUACCCAGAGUUGAUUACUCGUGGAGAUAUCAAAGUGUUCCUUCCACCCAUCGGGGGUCUGACUGUUUACUGUUUUGGUGAUCCUGCGAAGAUGUCCGAUGAAUCCGUAAAAUUGUCUCUGAGAAUUCAUGAUGAAUGCAAUGGAAGUGAUGUGUUCGGUUCCGAUAUCUGCACAUGCCGACCAUACCUGAUCUUUGGCAUCGAAGAGGCUGUGAAGGAAGCUCAGAGGGGCGGCAGCGGCGUAGUUAUAUAUUUCAGGAAAGAAGGUCGUGCCCUUGGAGAAGUGACAAAGUACCGUAAGGCUACCCUGCUUAACAAUUAUACCUUCAUUGCCCAUACUUCAUUGGUUUACAAUGCUCGUAAGCGUGGCGAGGACCGAGCGUCAGAGUACUUUAUGCGCACAGAGAAUAUUGCCGGAGUCAAGGACAUGCGUUUCCAGGCUCUGAUGCCCGACAUUCUUCACUGGCUGGGUAUCAAGAAGAUUGACCGCAUGCUAAGUAUGAGCAACAUGAAACACGAUGCAAUUGUUGGUCAAGGAAUUCCCAUUCACGAGCGAGUGGAACUUCCGGAUGAACUCAUCCCGGCUGAUUCGAGAGUUGAGAUUGACGCCAAAAUUACUGCUGGUUACUUUACGGCUGGCAAACGUAUGACGGCUGAAGAAUUGCAAUCAGUACAGGGCAGAUUGUGGGAAGAUAUUGAUCAUUAA